Messenger RNA from Dichotomopilus funicola, 1662 nucleotides. Its product is annotated as kinase-like domain-containing protein. Gene Ontology annotation, biological process: protein phosphorylation. The transcript has 7 exons. The record is from RefSeq and is a predicted model, not a curated record. NCBI's taxonomy places the organism in Eukaryota, Fungi, Ascomycota, Sordariomycetes, Sordariales, Chaetomiaceae. Gene Ontology annotation, molecular function: protein kinase activity; ATP binding. Bases 1 to 1662 code for a protein of 553 amino acids.
AUGGGCAACAGCCAAGGAAAGCCAGUCGAGCUUGACGGCGAAGCGAAUCUUAAUCAUUUCCGUCUUCUUCGGGUCGUCGGCCGGGGUGCCUUUGGCAAAGUUCGAAUCGUCGAGCGGAAAGACACCGGCCUGUCCUUCGCCUUGAAAUACAUUCGAAAAGAUGAAGUUGUACGCUCGGAAAGCGUCCGCAACAUAAUACGUGAAAGGCGCAUGCUCGAGCAUGUGAACCACCCGUUCAUCUGCAACUUGCGCUACAGCUUCCAGGACAUCGAAUACAUGUACCUGGUGGUCGACCUCAUGAGCGGCGGAGACUUGCGGUUCCACAUCUCACGAAAGACAUUCACCGAGGAUGCGGUAAGGUUUUGGAUAUCCGAACUCGGAUGUGCCCUGAGGUAUGUCCACGGGCAAGGAAUCAUUCACCGAGAUGUGAAGCCGGACAACGUGCUCCUCGAUGCGGACGGGCAUGUGCAUUUAACGGAUUUCAAUGUCGCUUCCGAUAUCGUCCACGGCAAGGUCCUCACGAGCAAGUCGGGUACCCUGGCAUACUUGGCGCCCGAGGUCUACGCUGGGCAUGGUUAUGACGUGCGCGCAGACUGGUGGUCACUCGGCGUGUUGUUUUAUGAGUGCAUUUAUAACAAGAGGCCAUUCGAGGGCAGCUCUGAGUCGUCCCUGAGCACCGUCAUUCAGGCCGCCCGGCCAAAAUUUCCUGUAACCAGCCCGCCGGUAUCUCUGCCCUGCAUGUACGCCAUCAAAGAUGCUCUCGAACUCGACCCGAACAAGCGCCUAGGCUCAACAUGGGAGAGCUUCACCCAACACGAAUUUUUCGCGCCCAUUGACUUCAUCGCUCUAGAGAAGAAGGAAAUCGAGCCGGUAUUUGUGCCGUCUUCGGAGAAAACCAACUUCGAUGCCACUUAUGAUCUGGAAGAACUGUUGCUGGAGGAGGCACCGUUAGAGGCUCGCGCGCGGAGACAAAAACCCCGUGAGAGGUUAAAGGAUGACGCUACCGAUAAGGAGAUCCGUGAGGAUGAGCUAUACCGCAUGAUCGAGACCGACUUCCGACCGUUCGACUACACGCUCGCAGCAUACAAGAAAAUCACACAACAACAGGAAGCUCAAGCCACCAAGGAAGCCACCCCAUCUCCAGCCCCCAACGGAACAGCCCCCACCCCACACCCGCAACACCCGCAACACCCAAACAAUCAACCACGCCCGACAAGUAGCGGCCAACGCCGCGCCGGCGCCGCACCACCCGGCCGUCCCCCUCCGCUCCCGCCCUACCCGCAACCUUAUUCCUCCCGGAGCGCCAGCAACGGCCCAAGCAGUAACCCUAGCGGCGGCAACGGCAGUGGGAGUUACCGUGCUGGGCGAUCCGGCGGUCCGGGCAUGAUUGUGGGGAGUUCGACGGGGGGCGUGCAGGUCACGCUGGAUGGGGGCAGCAGCUGGAGUGAUCUGGCGCGGCAAGACGCGACGUUGCCUGCGGACGCGAGCGGGGCGAAUAAUGAGUUGGGGAAGGGUGAGGGAGGCUUGGGCAGUGGGAGCGGCAGUGGGAGUAGUGGGGGUGUAUUUGGGUUCUUGAGAGGGAAGAAGGGACGCGGGAACAGCCCGAAACCGAAGGAGAGGGGUGUGCUGGGGAAAGAGGGAGCGAGAGUGGUGUUGGGAUAA